CUCUGACUCUCAAAGACUGCGUCAUUCUGCAAUCUGAUCAAUGUACUUUCUUAAAGAUAAUUCUUUUAAAACCCCUCUAUUAUUUCAGAAAGCUUAUCAGCUAAGUAAACGAAACAAGUGGAUAGUUAUGCAAAUUCUAUUUGUUCUUGAAUAUUCUAUAAGGAGCUGAUGCUGAUUCUUAAACAUCAAAAAUGAGAGCUGUUGUGUAUCUUAAAAAAAUUGAGGUUGCUGUCUACUUGAUUUUGUCAAUGCUCUUAUGGUUUUUAUCAUUUUCAGUUUUUUUGCCGUUUGUGAUCUCUCUUGUACUAAGUAAAACCGCCAGUCAUCUAUGGUUUUCUUACUUUUUCUCAAAGUUUCUAAUGCCAUUGUUUGGUUUUAUGGUCUUAUCUAAAAGAAGACAACUCUUCAAUAUUUUAAAGGAACAUCUGUCGAAUCGCAACAAAGCUGUUCCCUUGGAAAUAUUGGAGAUUGGAAUAGGACCAGGUUCCAAUUUAAGGUUUUACCCUGAGAAUUCUAACCUUACUGCCCUUGACGUCAACCCUUCAUUCAUAGAAAUUUUUAAUAAAAAUAAAAAGUAUUAUCCUCAAAUCAGUUUCAAAAGAACGGUUUUAAAUUUUGGUGAAGAUAUGAAGGACAUCAAUGACUCUUCCUUUGACGUGGUCAUCAGUACUCAUACACUAUGUUCCGUGAAAAAUGUUGAGCUAGUCAUCAAAGAGGUGAAGAGAGUACUGAAGACUGGAGGAAAGUAUAUUUUCAUGGAACAUGUUGUUUUCCCAAAAAAUGAAGGAGGUUACCUCAUUCAAAAUCUCAUGGAUCCACUAUGGCCUAUCUUAUUUGGUGGAUGUCAUGUAAAUCGUGACAUUACUGGAACAAUAAAAAAUGCUGGUUUCAGUGACCUACACCAUGACGUUAGUUAUCCUGUUUAUUUACCAAUUUGGUUCCGACCACAUCUCAUCGGAAUCGCCACUAAAUAGUAAUGGAAUAAAUAUGUCUUGAAAAAUUUGAAAUCAUUAUACACAAGGUGUUUGAAAGUCUUAUAUAUUAAUUUUGUGUAAUUAAUUGUAUAUUAAUUUUGUUAUUAAUUUUGUGCAUAGCUGCAAAGAAGAGAUGCAAUAAAAAUAAUCAGCGAUGAUUAUUAAUGCUGUUUUUCGAAGCGUAGUUGAGGAAAAUAGAAAAACCACAGUUUAAGUGCCUUACACUUAAAGCAUUGCGAUGAAUUUGAACUAUAUAUAUAAUCUUGCCGUGAAGAAUUAUCUGGGCUUUAGAACAGGCAAAUAACUUUUAUAUUUUGAAAGCUAUUAAACUUUUUAAAAAAUCACAGAUUUAACUUCAUUUUUCCACCAAAAUGAAACUUAUCGAAAUCACUGCUUCUUUCUCAGUUUUAGCAAAUUUCUAUGAGCCCAAGUAAUGCAGCAUUGGAGUAAGUUUUUAAAUAUUAAAAAAUUAGACCACAAAUGGUUUUUCAUUAUCGCAAAACUGUUUCUUUUCUCCAUAUUGGCGUUUUGUGCCUUUUUCAAAAUAAGCGUAAACAGUGCUGGCUUCAGAUAGGCUAAACUUGACCUAACAGUCAUAAGUAACAGUUGCAAACUCACAACAGUUAUUAUUCACAAAAAAAGCACUACGCUGACUUAAAAAAACAGCCUUAAAGUUUAAUCUAAAUAGCAGUUCUACUUGUUUAAAUUACAGUUUUAAAGACUAAGGGCAUGAAGCACGAAAAAGCAAGAAGCACUUUUAUUAAUGCACCCCGUAAUAAUGUUGAAAUUGAGAAUCUUGUAAUUAUCAUAAGUGCUAACAAUUAAAUAUUUUAAUUGUG
Parasteatoda tepidariorum (common house spider) is the source of this 1813-nucleotide messenger RNA. The record is from RefSeq and is a predicted model, not a curated record. NCBI's taxonomy places the organism in Eukaryota, Metazoa, Arthropoda, Arachnida, Araneae, Theridiidae.